Molecule: messenger RNA, 2046 nt
Organism: Lucilia cuprina (Australian sheep blowfly)
Lineage: Eukaryota; Metazoa; Arthropoda; Insecta; Diptera; Calliphoridae
Gene: hgo
Product: homogentisate 1,2-dioxygenase
Exons: 9
Coding region: 667-1983 (438 amino acids)
Biological process (GO): L-phenylalanine catabolic process
Cellular component (GO): cytoplasm
Molecular function (GO): homogentisate 1,2-dioxygenase activity
Source: RefSeq, a predicted model, not a curated record
AAAAGGAAGACCAACAAACCCUAGCACUGCGGCUUAACAAAUAUCAAGUGAUACGAGAGCGCUAAAAGAUGAAUCUCCUGGGAAUUUAUUGGGACCCAGAAUGUUAUGAUUUAUUGAAAUAUAUGUAUAUAUCUAGACCAUCGAUAAUAUCAGUAAAGAUUACAAAAAUGUUAUAACAGAUUACAAAAAUGUUAUAACAUUUCGUUUUACUACCUUAAAAGUCAUUACCCUAAUAUAUAUCGAUCUUAUGACAACAAGUUGUAUUCAAAUUCAAAUAAAUGUAAACAACAACAUCAGGUGGUGUUUAUUCAUUAAUCUGCAUAUAAAUCCAGUUUGAAAAAAAAUAAAACAACAAAAAUUGGCCGGCAUUUGGUUCUACUUGUAUCAUAACUGGAUCAACAAACAGGUGAACAGGUGAACCCAAAAAUAACAAACCGAUAAAAAUAAGACUGGUUUUUCGAUUCACAAAAUUGAAUCCUAAUGAAGUUGAGAAACUUAUGAACCUAGAUAAACAACAUUUUGGGUGGUGUGACAACUGUUAUUGCUGCUGCUGGGGUAUAUAAGAAGCAUCGCUUGUCAUGACACAAGGUUUUUUCUUAAUUGUGACGUCUUAACGGUAACAGCAGUGUUUAGCGGUCGUGUAACUUAAAGUAAAACGUUUAAAACAUGAGUGAUUACAAGUACAUGAGUGGUUUUGGUUCUCACUUUUCAUCCGAAGAUCCCAGAUGUCCAAACUCAUUACCCGAAGGACAAAAUACACCACAAAAGCGUGCAUACGGCUUAUAUGCUGAACAACUGUCCGGUACAGCAUUUACAGCACCACGUAAGGAAAAUGCACGCACUUGGUUUUAUCGCAUCAAUCCCAGUGCCAAACAUCAACCAUUCCAGGCAUACGAAAAAGCCAGCAAACAUUUAACUCAUAAUUGGGAUGAACAGAAACCAAAUCCCAAUCAGAUGCGCUGGAAACCAUUUGAUAUUCCUAGUGGAAAUGAGAAAGUGAAUUUUGUUCAAGGUCUGCACACCGUCUGUGGUGCUGGAGAUGCUCGUUGUCGUCACGGUCUGGCUGUUCAUGUUUAUCUCUGCAAUACAUCUAUGGAAAACACAGCAUUUUAUAAUAGUGAUGGUGACUUCUUAAUUGUCCCUCAGGAAGGAGUUUUGGAUAUUACAACUGAAUUUGGUAAAAUGAAAGUUUCUCCCAAUGAAAUUUGUGUUAUACCCCAGGGCAUACGUUUCGCUGUAAAUGUAACAGGACCCACCAGAGGUUAUAUAUUGGAAGUUUACGACAAUCAUUUCCAUUUACCCGAUUUGGGACCUAUCGGUGCCAAUGGUUUGGCCAAUCCCAGAGAUUUUCUUACACCUGUAGCUUGGUUCGAAGAUCGUCAAGUAGAAGGCUUCCAGGUAGUUUCUAAAUUCCAAGGCCACCUAUUUGCCGCCAAACAAAAUCAUUCAUGUUUUGAUGUUGUUGCUUGGCAUGGCAACUAUGUGCCCUACAAAUACGAUUUGGCCAAAUUCAAUGUUAUAAAUUCCGUUAGUUUUGAUCAUUGUGAUCCCAGUAUAUUCACCGUCUUAACCUGCCCUAGUGCCAAAUAUGGCACUGCUAUAGCUGAUUUUGUUAUCUUCCCUCCCAGGUGGUCGGUGCAAGAGCAUACUUUUAGACCACCUUAUUAUCAUCGCAACUGCAUGAGUGAAUUCAUGGGCUUGAUUUUGGGUCGUUACGAAGCCAAAGAGGAAGGUUUUAUGCCCGGUGGUGCCACUUUACACUCCAUGAUGACACCUCAUGGACCCGAUAACAAAUGCUUUGAGGGUGCUUCUAAUGCUAAAUUACAACCCGAACGUGUGGCUGAGGGUACUCAAGCUUUUAUGUUUGAAUCCUCUUUAAGCAUGGCUGUGACCAAAUGGGGUGAAGAGACUUGCCAGAAAUUGGAUGCUAAAUAUUAUGAAUGCUGGCAGGCAUUGAAAAAUAAUUUUAAAUUAAAUAAUUAACAUUUUUGAGGGUUUUUUAUAUAUAAAUUUAAUAAAGUUUUUCUACAAAAUAUUUAUAAUCGA